AUGACAACUCCUGUUUCCUUCUUCCUCUUGGCUGCCCUACUCACUAUAGCUAAUAGAGGGUCAUCUAUUGAAUGUCAGACAUGUUCUGCUAUACAUAGCAACUGUACCGGCUCCGUAAAGGUCUGUGACCCUGAGUUUGAUGCCUGCAGCUCUGUCAUGGUUGAAACAAACACAUCUACAAAGACACUAAAAGUCAUCAGGAAAAAAUGCACAACUCAAAAUCAGUGCACUCCCGGUGCCAUAUUGAUGGAUCUUGAAAUAGGAUAUCAGGAGGCAGGGAACAGCAUCUGCUGUACAAUGGAUCACUGCAACACAGCUUCUCUCACAGUACCAACCAGGAACAAAACCCUAAAUGGGCUAUGGUGCCCUUUCUGUUAUGCUGAAGAAUAUGAGACGUGCAAAGAAGAAAUCAUCAGUUGCAGAGGAUUGGAGAAUCAGUGUUUCACCAGGGAAGCUGGAGGACAAAGGGUGACCACAAAAAACUCUGUUACAACCAUCUCAUACCAGGUCACCCAAAAAGGCUGUGCCACUAAACCAUUCUGUGCAGAACAAGGACUCCUCCUUUCACGGAACCAGAUCGUAUACGGUGCUCAGGAAAUACAGUGCAGAGCAGCCUCUCAUGAAGCAAGACCAGCUGACUCGGGAGGGCAAAAGACAGUGGACUUUGGAGCACGAAGAGUGUUCAAAUCACCCUGGCUCUGCCUCCAAGCCUUUGCUCGAUUUUUAAUGAUAACAUCUUUCUAUCAAUGUCUUUUUUAG
Molecule: messenger RNA, 759 nt
Organism: Heteronotia binoei (common prickly gecko)
Lineage: Eukaryota; Metazoa; Chordata; Lepidosauria; Squamata; Gekkonidae
Product: phospholipase A2 inhibitor and Ly6/PLAUR domain-containing protein-like
Exons: 5
Coding region: 1-759 (252 amino acids)
Cellular component (GO): extracellular region
Molecular function (GO): phospholipase inhibitor activity
Source: RefSeq, a predicted model, not a curated record